This is a messenger RNA of Babesia ovata, 1056 nucleotides long. RefSeq names its product transcription factor with AP2 domain-containing protein. The transcript is spliced from 4 exons. NCBI's taxonomy places the organism in Eukaryota, Apicomplexa, Aconoidasida, Piroplasmida, Babesiidae. Gene Ontology annotation, biological process: regulation of DNA-templated transcription. The coding region runs from base 1 to 1056 and encodes 351 amino acids. The record is from RefSeq and is a predicted model, not a curated record. Gene Ontology annotation, molecular function: DNA-binding transcription factor activity.
AUGGUGAGAGGCGGCGAUAGCUACGGCUACUCCGGCGACGUGCAAGAUAUUUCCAGCUCUGGUGAAAAGACAAAUCGCAUGGAGCGCCUCGAACAACCCGACUCGGUCGACUACGGCCUGCCUGAGACCAGCUCGCAGCAGCUCUACGACAACGGCGGAGCCGGCUACCAGCCUUCCGACGGUGGUUACGCCGACCAGGGCUGGAACGGACCGGGAUACAUGGGUUUGACACAGGAAGGUCUCCACUUCAGCGGCGAGGUGCCGCACGAGUCACACAUGGCUUUCGGCAACCAGGGGUUCGACAUGUCUAGCACUUUGGUGGGUUCGUUUGGCAGUGUUGUCAGUGAGAACUCCAUGCAAUCUGCGGAAGGCUCACUGCACUCUAAGAUGCUGGACAUGUCGCAUCACGAUGUGAUGCCGCCUCAUGGCAUGUCUCUAAAGAUGGACGGCGGCUCUAUGCCUGGCGAUCCCCCUCGACGCGCCCUUUCUAAGGGUCGCAAGAACAAGGAUGAGGCCAAUGAGCUGGUGCGCCGCGCCAAGUUACUGCCUAAGGUGAUGGGCGUGCGUUACGAUGCCAACCACCAAUACUGGGUUGCGACAUGGUAUCAAAAUCGCAAGCGGAUGGAUAGGUACUUUUCCGUCGGUCGUUUCGGCUUCGAGGAGGCCCGUAUGCUGGCCAUCGACUGCCGCAAGACGGCGGAUGCUGAGGUCGGCGAGAAAAACACAGAGUACUACGGCGGUUCCGACUCGUCUAAGAAGACGAAGGAUUUCAACCGUCUGAACGUUUCCAAGGUUGCACUGAACUAUAUUUUGUCGGAUCUGUGCAACAACUGCCUGCCGAGCAUCCUCGAAAACAACCACAUGCCUGGGGAGCUCUAUAUUCAUUGCUACAACAAAAUAUCCGACCACCUUCAGAUGAUAAUCACGGCGAAUCAUUCUGAGGAGAUAGAGAAGUAUCUGCACCUGUUCCAGUUGUGUAUUCAGAACCGCGUGCUGCCCAGCGCGUUGCAGGUUCAGGAGCAGAGGGCGAUGAUCACCACUUUGUGCCAGAUGUAG